Molecule: messenger RNA, 909 nt
Organism: Stegodyphus dumicola
Lineage: Eukaryota; Metazoa; Arthropoda; Arachnida; Araneae; Eresidae
Product: adipokinetic hormone/corazonin-related peptide receptor variant I-like
Biological process (GO): G protein-coupled receptor signaling pathway; cellular response to hormone stimulus
Cellular component (GO): plasma membrane
Molecular function (GO): peptide binding; vasopressin receptor activity
Source: RefSeq, a predicted model, not a curated record
UUUAAUGAAGUUAAAUUGAAGCUGCAUUGUUUUCAAACAAUUGAACUGAAAAACUAAACAUAAAUUCUUUGCUGAAACAUGACAGCUUUUAUUUAGACUUGUUUGAAAUAUGUAGUCGUCAUCAGUGAUCAGUCUGCAUGUUUCUCGAGUAAUUGAAUCAUUUUACUUAUAAUGGAUACCGUAUUUGAAGUAGCAGAUAUGUCUGAAGAACCUGAAAAACUUGAUUAUGAUAAUAUAAGCAUCUCCAACAACAGUAACGCUACAGAAAUGGUACUGGACCUUCUCACAUUUACCCACGAAUCAAGAAUUGAAGCGAUUGUGUACGGCAUUCUUUUCUUUCUGGCUGCCGGAGGUAAUGUACCCGUCCUUAUUAGUCUGAUCAGAAAUCGCAGGCGAAAAUCACGCAUUCAAACCAUGAUACUCCAUCUGGCCAUCGCGGACUUAAUCGUCACUUUCAUUAUGAUUCCUCUCGAAAUUUCUUGGAGGAUCACUGUGGAAUGGAUUGCCGGAGAUGCUGCCUGCAGAAUCAUGCUCUUUCUCAGAGCUUUCGGACCAUACCUGUCAUCGAUGAUACUUGUCUGUAUCAGCUUGGAUAGAUAUUCAGCAAUCGUCCACCCUCUGAGAGUGAACGACGCUCAAAGACGAGCGAAGAUUAUGCUCUAUUUUGCGUGGUUUACAAGUGGUAUCUGCAGCGUGCCUCAGGAGAUGUGUUCUCUUGUCCAACAUAAACAUGCACCUCUGUGUCCUCGUGUCAAGGGGAUACAAAUAAUUGAUCUUCUUACAUACAGACCUGUAUUGCGCAGGCGUCUGGGCACUGAAGUACCUGAGCCACUGAUCUGCCAUGAGCCACUUAUCUGCCAUGAGCUGAGGCACAGUAAUGUUACUCCUUCUUCAGGCCAAAAGAGCUAA